CCAUGGGAUGUCAAGCUGUCAAAAGCUAGUGAGGUGAAACCGGAGUGGUGGCUCAUUCACUACGUGAUUGCUAGGUCCGUGGGUGGAAAGAACCAGACCAAUGCAAUUUUACUGCCCGAGACGCAACCUUUUUCCAUAGUAUGCAACUACCUCGAUCACUUUAUCUCAGUUUGGCUAUCUUGUCAAUCUCAAGCUUUAUGAAAUGAACCAUCGACUUUGGGGCCAUGCAAUUUCGGUUGGAUAGUAGGACCACUCAUAUAUCCUUUGAAGUUUUGAAGUCGAAAAUCAAAGUUCUACAUAUGAAUGACGAUAGCAUUUGGAAAGUAUAGGGACUUCCAUUUCCAACCACUAACAUGUUGGACAUGGAGGGUACCGUCUUCCGGAAGCUAAGGUGGCAAGAGAACGAAGAGGACUUGAAACCGAGGAAGAUCAAGUGGAGAGCAUAUGUGAGGGAUGAGAGGUGCCUCUACCCACUUCUCAACCGGUUCCCCCACCACUCAACAAUGCCAGGGACUACCGAUUCAAAGCAAUGAUAGCGGUGAUCCUUCACAAUCAAAGGAGGGAGAAGGAAGCGCGACUCCACAUCAUGGCAUGCAUCCAUGCUAUUAUGAAGAAGAUGGAAAUUUUGAUCGAAGAUGUAUCGCCCAAACUUGAUCUCUCCACUCACCUUGCACCACCCCAAGAAGAAGAAGAAGAAGAAGAAGAAGAAGAAGAAGAAGAAGAAGAAGGAUCCUCUGAGGAGGAUUGAGUACUAGGCAUCUGGGGCCUAAGUUCUAUCUUUUCUUUUUCUUUGCUUCUCAUUUCUUUCAAUUAAAACAAUGUUUAUUG
This is a messenger RNA of Linum trigynum, 828 nucleotides long. The record is from the annotation of a GenBank genome assembly. Lineage: Eukaryota; Viridiplantae; Streptophyta; Magnoliopsida; Malpighiales; Linaceae.